AUGCCGGGGAUGCCGCCCGUGUACACAAUGGCCGCGAUGCAGCCGGGGGCGCCGCACCCUCAGCACCACGUGGCGGCGGCGGCGGCGGCGGCGGCGGCGGUGGCGCCGCUGCAGCAGCAGCUCUUGGCACAGCAGGCGGAGGAGAUGAGGAAGAGCGCGAAGCGAGCGGCUAACCGCAGGAGCGCCAACACGUGCCGGCUCCGAAAGAAGUUCUUCGUGGAGAACAUGGCGGACGCGAACGAGCGGAUGAGGAAGAGGGCGCGGGUGCUGUCCCUCCUGCCGGACAUGAUCCUGGCCAUGCGGCGGGACGGGGUCAUAACCUACGCCAGCGAGAACUGCCGGCAGUUUCUGCAGUUCACGAGACAGGAGGUGGAAGGCACCAACAUCUUCGACCUCGUGGAGAGCGGGAGCCACAACCGUCUCCGCCGGCUGCUCGAGGAGAACCUGGGGUCGGUCAGCAAGGAGGCCAUCGCGUCGGCGCUGCGACACCAGGGCACGACCUUCGAGUCCCUCCUCGCCCGCGCCGAGAAGGCCAAGGAGCAGGGUGACUUUGGAUUCUUCACGAUGAGUGGGGAAGCCCCGCGGUUUCCGGGGCCGACACGAACGGGCAGGGGUGGCGGCGGCGGCGGCGGCGGCGGCAGCGGAGUGGGAGACAUGGGCGGCAGCACGGACGACUGGGAGAGCGAAGCCGCGAGCUUGGCGGGCGAGAGUCAGGGCCGCAAGACCGGCGCUUCGUCCAGCAGCGGCGGUGGCGUAGCUAGCGGGGGGAGCAGCGGCGGCGGGCGAAAGAUAAAGCGAUGGAGCACGGUGGGGAGCAGCGGGAGUGGGGGCCUGAGCGACAGCAGCAGCGGAGGCGGCGGGGUAGGAGGAGGAGGAGCAGGGAAGGGGAAAGACGCAUGGAAGUAUCGAAGAUCGUUUCCCCCGCUUGGCCCACCAGCGUUUCCCGUAGUAGCAAGUGGGGAGAGAGUCACAGGAGGGGGGUCGGCAGCAGCGGGGGGGGGGGGGACGCAGUCGGGAGGAGGAGCCAACGGCGCGGCGGGAGGCACGCGGCACGCAAAGGGCGGUGGUUCUCUUUUGCCGGAGGGAGCGAAGGCGAGAGAGGUCGGGGGGGCGGCGAGGAAGCUCGAGCUUUGCUCUGAUGCACAGGGCGAAAGGGCUGGAGGCGGCCCAAUUAGCGGUGGGAGUGACGGCGGUGGCAGCGGCGGCGGCAAGGCGAGCAUGGUCAACGUCGACCGCGACCUCCAGUCCAAGAUCAACGCGUUCACCAACACCCAGAAGGACUUGUGCAAGCUGGAGAUCAUGAGGCAGGACCAGAAGUUCGAGUGGUACGAGGUCCGCAGCUCGAUGCGCCUGGCGUGGCUCAAGGCGAAGCAGAUGAUCAUCCCCGUGGAGGUGAUCUGCUCCUUCCAGCAGAUGCACACCGAUUGUCCCGCGGGGAGCGCCAACGGCAUCGUCGCUCGGCUCCAGAGGACAGGGCUGCACCGGACGCAGGCAAGCACGCCGGCCAUAGAUAGCGCUGGCACGUGGAAGAGAAUGUGA
Ectocarpus siliculosus is the source of this 1539-nucleotide messenger RNA. The record is from the annotation of a GenBank genome assembly. Lineage: Eukaryota; Phaeophyceae; Ectocarpales; Ectocarpaceae.